Chenopodium quinoa (quinoa) is the source of this 3145-nucleotide messenger RNA. Its product is annotated as putative pentatricopeptide repeat-containing protein At3g25060, mitochondrial. The transcript is spliced from 2 exons. Lineage: Eukaryota; Viridiplantae; Streptophyta; Magnoliopsida; Caryophyllales; Amaranthaceae. The record is from RefSeq and is a predicted model, not a curated record. Bases 379 to 2409 code for a protein of 676 amino acids. Gene Ontology annotation, biological process: RNA modification. Gene Ontology annotation, molecular function: protein binding; RNA binding; zinc ion binding.
UAUGAGAGUUAUUAAAGUGUGAAAUCGAACUUCAAACAAAGUUUAAGGCAUUCAGUUGAUCUCCUUCACAUUCAAGAGACUCAUGACACAUCAAGAAUUUUACAAUUGUCUACUCAUAUUAAAAACAAUGGUAAUUUCAAUUGUAUAUCUUAUCUUUAUUCUAAUUACAAAUUUGUCACUUGAUAUGUAGAAUUUCCCGGGUUUGUACCACGUAAUAAAUCCCCCGCAAAAGUUGAAAUUUGUUAUAUAUACCCGGGUGCACCGUACACCCAACUAACCCAAGGUCUGUACGGUAUACGGUGCACCGGGUGUAUAUAACGAUAUCUCACCAAGAUUUGUUAGGACGUUAUGCGUAAGAUCAAACCUUAAAACCAAUAGAUGUGGUUAACUAAACACCUUAAAACCUUACUAUCAUCCUGCAGAGACAAAUCUACGCUUUCAAAAAUACAUGCCCUUCUCAUUACAAGUGGUCUGAUCAAUCAGAGAAACCCAGCUACCAAGCUCAUUUCAUCGUAUGCACAAAUUGGCGAUAUCAAAGUUGCACGCCAAGUGUUCGAUAAAUUGCCUCAAAGAGGCAUUGAUGCUUGGAAUGCAAUGAUUGUUGCAUAUUCAAGAAUGGGUUUUCCUAAUGAGGUUGUGGGUGUUUAUAUUGAGAUGAUUAAUGAAGGAAUAAAGCCUGAUAGUUCAUCUUUUACAAUGGCUAUUAAGGCGUGUGCGAGUUUGUGUGAUUUUGAGAUGGGAGAAGAGAUUUGGCAUCAGGCUGUUGGGUUUGGUUAUAAGGAUGAUGAUUUUGUUGGGUGUUCUGUUUUGAAUUUGUUGUCCAAGGGUGGGAGGAUGGUGGAAGCGAAAGCGGUUUUUGAAGGGAUGAAGAGGAAAGAUCUUGUUUGUUGGACGACUAUGGUGACUGGGUUUGCAAGGAUUGGACAGGGGAUGGAGGCGGUUGGAGUGUUUCGAGAGAUGCAAGAACAAGGGAUGGUAGGAGAUGGGAUUGUUAUGUUGGGAUUGAUUCAGGCUUGCACUGAUAUUGGUGAUAUGAAGAUGUGUCUUUCUGUCCAUGGGCAUUUGAUAAGAAGAAAUCUUCCAAUGGAUGUUGUUAUAUAUACUAGUCUUGUGGACAUGUACGCGAAAAAUGGUCAUUUGAGCCUAGCAUAUAGAAUAUUUUGUAACAUGCCUCAGAAGAAUGUUGUUUCUUGGAGUGCUUUGGUUUCAGGCUAUGCUCAAAAUGGUUUAGCAGGGGAAGCUCUUGAGUUGUUGAUAGAGAUGCAGAGAGUUGGAUGCAGACCAGAUUUAGCCUCUCUUGUGAGUGCUCUUUUAGCGUGUUCACAUGUUGGCUACUUGAAAAUGGGUAGAUCAAUACAUGCAUAUAUACUUCGUAGGCAAGAGUUUGAACAUGUUUCUGCCACUGCUGUGAUUGACAUGUAUUCCAAAUGUGGGGCUCUAUCAUAUGCUCGUGUACUCUUUGAUAUGAUAAGUUGUAAGGAUGUUAUCUUAUGGAAUACUAUGAUAGCGAGUUAUGGAAUUCAUGGCCAUGGAGAGGCUGCUCUUUCAGUAUUCCAUGAGAUGAUCAAGACCAACUCAAAUCCCGAUGAUGCUACAUUCGCAUCUCUUCUUUCAGCUUUAGGCCAUUCAGGUCUUGUAGAGCAAGGCCAGUACUGGUUCAAUGAAAUGAUCAAAAGAUUCAGGAUUGAACCUAGCGAGAAACAUUAUGCUUGUGUUGUUGAUCUGUUAGCUCGUGCAGGUAAAGUAGAAGAAGCUCUUGAUUUAAUAAAUUCCAUGAAAGAACCUGUUUCUGGGAUGUCCAUCUGGGCCGCUCUUUUGUCUGGCUGUCAUAACCACAGAAAGUUUUCUGUUGGGGAGUUGGCUGCAAAGAGAGUUCUUGAAUUACAGCCAGAUGAUUCUGGCAUUUAUUCUUUAGUUGCAAAUUUUUUUGCAUCAGCGAAAAAGUGGAAAGAAGUGGCUGAGGUGAGGAAAGCAAUGAGGAUGGCAGGUAUGAAGAAAGUCCCUGGUUACAGCAUGGUGGAGGUGAAAGGUCAGCUCCAUGCUUUCCUUAUGGAAGAUAAGAGCCAUUACCAAUAUGAGCACAUGGUCAUAAUAAUAGAGAAAUUGGACAGUGAGAUGAGAGCCAUGGGUUAUACGCCAAAAACCGAGUUUGUUUUCCAUGAUCUUGAGGAGGAAGUAAAGGUGAAAAUGUUAAGUUUUCAUAGUGAAAGACUGGCUAUUGCAUUUGGCCUCUUGAACACUGAACCUGGGACUAAGUUAGUUAUUACUAAAAAUCUUAGAGUUUGUGGAGAUUGCCAUGAGGCGAUCAAAUAUAUAUCAAAAAUUGUCAACAGAGAGAUUGUUGUAAGGGAUGUAAAACGAUUUCAUCAUUUCAAGCACGGUGUCUGCUCAUGCGGAGAUUAUUGGUGAAUAAUGACUUCAAGUCCUCAAGCGUGUCAGUGCUAAAGCUAGAGAAGGUUCAGUCCUUUACCAACUGAUCCUUCUUACAGCCUUGAACUUGCUGUGGAACUAAAAAGAACAGCUCCUGGCAGAAAGCAGAGGAACUAUUGUUGUCUGAAGUAGCUUUGUUUUGAAAAGCACCUCAAAGUUUUGUUUGUUAAUAAAAGGAUUCAUUUGGUAGUAGCCUUGGGAAGAUUAUAUGCUGUCCUCUGACCGAACUCCUGAAACCAAUACUAUCCGAAGGUGGCUUCUGAAAUUGUAUUAAUUGUUUGCUGAGAAAUAAGCCACAUUAUCAAGAGGUUUUAGUGUUUUACAUUGAUCGCAGAGGCAACAGAGGGUUGAUCCAUCAUUCCUUUAUAGAUCUCAUUGAUGAAAUUGCAGUGUUACAAGAAUCUGGGAUUUCCCUGAAACAAUUCAAUGCACAUUCAAAAUAGUUGACAGAAAACUUCGAGAGAUUUUGGAGCAAUUUCCAUCACUUGACACGUGGUUUCCAUUCCUGUGGUUCUGGAGACGUUGCUUAGACAUGAGUUCUGCUGUUGAAAAACCACGGAUAAUUCGAUAACAGUACAAGUGAUAAUUCCCCCAUAAAGUGAUUAGUGCUUUGUGGUUGAGAAUCGUAAUUAUUUCUUGUGAAUUUGCAUGAGUUUGAAAGUAUGUUGUAAGUAAUACCUAUAAAUUGAAAGAAGUAAAUCACUUUUACCAUAAU